AUGCAGCCGUUAACUUUUCCACAAGGCUUUUUUGAUUCAACAAAAUUGAAAGCUAAAGAUGCUAUUUACUGGAAUCUUUUGGCUCUUUCUGCAUUAGAACAUACUGGUAUAACAGUAGAAGAAUUGAAUGCCUUAGCUAAGAGUAGAUCUGAAGAACCACGGCUAGAAUCUCACAUUAUGCAAAAGUCUGCUUCUUUUAACAUGUCCAAUUCAUCACAUAAUGACAAUCACUUGCUAAAUAUUUCUGAUUCUUCCAAUUUGCAUUCAAUUCAUUCUGUUUCUUUGCCAUCAACAUCUUCUGGUAUUCAUGAAACACAUACAUCAUCAGAAUCAUCACAAAUUAUUCCGAAAAAUCCUUUUCGUCGAUUACAUGACUUAACUGAUGAUUCAGAUGAAGUUGACAAUCCAUUUGAUGAAAUUGUUACUCGUGCUCCAUCACAAACCUCUUCAAUACUUUCACUUCAACAACCACUGAUUGCCUCAAACAUUCAACAACAGCAGCAAUCACUGCAAACUACAAAUAAUAAUCAGCAUAAAGCAACUGAGCAAAUAUCAAAGCAACAAAAAGCAUUACGAUAUAUUAUAAAACGAUAUAGGCAAUUGAAAGCAGAAUGGGAUAAUAUUCUUUCAAAUACCAAAACUGUGGAAGACAUUAUGGAAACUUACGAGCCUAAUUCAUCAAGUAAUGAAGAAGCAAGAAUAGAAUAUAAACCAAGAAUAUCCCUAAUACUCCCACCAAGAGUCGAUCCUUAG
Molecule: messenger RNA, 753 nt
Organism: Thelazia callipaeda (thelaziosis nematode)
Lineage: Eukaryota; Metazoa; Nematoda; Chromadorea; Rhabditida; Thelaziidae
Source: the annotation of a GenBank genome assembly